Molecule: messenger RNA, 925 nt
Organism: Musca vetustissima
Lineage: Eukaryota; Metazoa; Arthropoda; Insecta; Diptera; Muscidae
Gene: Aven
Exons: 2
Coding region: 76-921 (281 amino acids)
Biological process (GO): negative regulation of G2/M transition of mitotic cell cycle
Source: RefSeq, a predicted model, not a curated record
CCAUUCCUACUAAUGACCACCGUUUAACUACUUCCUGAAAAAUCUCCAAGGAAACCAUCCAAAAAUCCACAUAAAAUGGAAGGCAAGGACAAUCGAUCAAAAGAUAAACGCCAUAAGAUGAAAACUUUCUACCGCAAUAAGAGCAAAUAUUGCAAAACAUCCUCUAGUUCGGAUAAAGCAGAACCAAUCAGGGGCUAUGUUGAUGUUGUGGACUCCAGUGACGAACGUUUCGUGGAUCGCAAUGAGUGGGUUAAGGGCCGUGGCCCAAGGGUAACCACACAAUUGGAAUAUGCUCGUGACCUGGAUAUGAAUUUGGAAGACGAAGAAAAUGAACAGAUGAGAGCUGGCGACUUCCAUUUAAUGUCCCAAAUGCCUUUGUCUGUGGGUGGACACUUUAAAUUUUCUUCAGAAAAACAAUGGGAACAGGCGGAGAAUGAAGCCUUCCUUGACAAUACGGAAGCUAGUGAAUACUUUACCUUGAAUCUGAAACUCAUCAAUGUGGGUCUUCAGACAAUUCCAUUCUAUAAACGUAUGGAUUUUUCAUCAACCAUGUUUAGCAAUGAACAAUUGAUGAGUAUGGAAAAGUCGGCAGAGUUGGCGGAAAAGACUUACCAGAAUGUUCUUAAGGAACACAUUGAUAAUCCACGAAUUCAAAUUAGUUCGGCUAGUCGUAAAACCAAUUCGGCUAAAAGUCAAAAAUCACAGGCUUCCAAUGCUAAAAAAGCUGCUUCGGAAGCACCCGACGAACUGGACGAGCUAUUAAAUAUGACAACAGAUCAAAUGUCGAAGGCCAGCGUACAGUCAGGUCGAAAUACACCAGCAACAAAUGCUCCCUCGACGCCGGUAACUGUAGCAGGUAAGCCAACUGGAGACAAUAAGGAUGAUAUUCAACAAUGGUUGGACAAUGUUUUAGAAGAAUAAAUUG